CGGAGUUUCUCAACUGUUGCGGUUGAUGAACUCUGGGCCGGCAGCUGUUAUGCAGCAAAAUUCGUAGAUCAGUACAGAUCAGUACCUAGGUUGCUGUAGAUUUAUUUAUUGAUUUACUGUUAACAUUAUAAUUACGCUAGCUGCAAAUGUUUAACUAGACAUCGGCCACCCUCUUAAGCAUCAGAAUGGCCGCUGACAACGUUGCGGACGGCAAAUCAAAGCUCGAAUUCGACGUCAACAUGACGUGCGGUGGUUGUGAGGACAAGGUACGCGAGUCCCUGCAGAAGAUCGGCGUUCAAAACAUGGUCAUCGACGUGGAGAAACAGAGCGUAGUGGUGGAGACCGACGUUCCAUUCACCAAAGUCCAGGAAGCCAUCAGAAGCACCGGAAGGGUGGCUGUGCUGAAAGGGUACGGCCCCUCUGCAGCAAAAGGUGUCGCUGCUGCCGUGUCCGAGAUCUUUGGCCAGUCUGGAAUCAUGGGAGUGGUGCGCUUCACUCAAGGCGCCGACGGAGCAUGCAUCGUUGACGGAGUAAUUGACGGCCUCAAGCAAGGGCGGACGCACCGGCUACGCAUCCACGAACUGGGCGAUCUCUCCGAUGGCUGCCAAAGUACCGGUGACGUUUACGACCCACAUCCCGUCGCAUCAGAUGGCAAGGGGCCUAGGAGAUACGGUAGUCUCGGUGAAAUAGAUGUUGACGACAAUGGACGGAGCGUCUUUCGAAGAACCAAUGACAUUGUGAAGGUGUGGGACAUCAUUGGCAGGUCCUUGGUUGUCUGUUCAGAAUCCUCCAACAAGCACCGAAGUGGAGACGAAAGCUGCUUUCGACUCGCCUGCGGCAUCAUUGCAAGAGCCUCUGGCAUCGCCCAAAACCCAAAGAGAAUCUGCGCCUGCGACGGAGUCAGCGUCUGGGAUGAACAAAACCCACCAAAUGUUAAGAAAAACGAAAGCUGAGCAAGCUUGCAGGAACAGCGAUUCCGCUGUGUGCCACUUUUCCUCACUGACUUCGCACUUGCACAUGUUGAACCGGGUUUCGUUGCAGAGUCGGUGUGCACAUUCCACUUUCAGCGUCACUGCAGUCAACACGACUAUAGUUACCAUCCUUGAAAGCAUGUUGACGGUAGCCGGCAAGCAGUUUGUGACAUUGUGCGGUUUACAGCCAACUCUCAAUAUGCAAAAUUCGAGUGUAACAAGUAUUUCGUACAGUUUUGUAAUGAGAAUGC
Molecule: messenger RNA, 1222 nt
Organism: Rhipicephalus sanguineus (brown dog tick)
Lineage: Eukaryota; Metazoa; Arthropoda; Arachnida; Ixodida; Ixodidae
Gene: Ccs
Product: copper chaperone for superoxide dismutase
Exons: 6
Coding region: 186-953 (255 amino acids)
Biological process (GO): removal of superoxide radicals
Molecular function (GO): copper ion binding
Source: RefSeq, a predicted model, not a curated record